AUGGCGCUGACGCCCCUUGACAGAGAAAUAAUAACUAUACGACAGGAGGUGGAAAACGUUCGCAGCCAGAACGCUUCGCUUCGAGAACAACUUGAUCGCGCUCACAAAGAAAACAUAACUUUGGCUGAUGACAACAAUUUUCUUCGCAAAAAAAAUUCCUCUCUUCAGCAAGAAAUCACCAGCGACCGUAAUGAGUAUAUUCGAAUCGAGACUGAAUUUUUCAAUCAAGGUCAGGAGGUCGAAAGGCUGAAGAAAGAAAAUAUUGGUUUCUUGAAGAAUAAGCGUGAAGCUGAAAGAAAAUUGAGAGAAGAGACACAAGCAUUCGAAAAUGAUAAGAUCCUGUGGCAAGAACGGGAAUCGGAAUUAAAUGAUCGCAUCAAAGCGCUUCAGAUGACCGUAAACGCCCUCGAUCAGCAAAACGAGCAAGCCGCACAAAAGAAAACUGGUCAGUUCAAUUCCGAUGAUGUUAUCUGUUUCCUACGUUUUUCUUUGUUCCCCGAAACCCCCACUUAUGCAUCACGUACUUGUUUUAUUCUUGUGCUAUGCAUAGAUGAGGGUGUCACUUCAGCUCCUGAGACGAAUGGUUCUCAUUAUAGCGCCAUUCGUGAGGUCAAAAAUGCUCAGCGUACAAUCAAGGAGCUCGAAAGGCGCCUUAAUGAAUUGACCACUGAAAUCGAUAAUGCAAAACAAGCAACCACCGAAUCCAUGAACCUAAACAAAAGUCAUGCUCGCAGGAUUCAUUCGCUGGAGACCGAACUAUCUCAAGUGAAACAUAUGAAUCAAUCGUUGAUGGAGGAGAAUGAGGCAUAUCGAUUGUUAUUAGGGGAAAAGACCAUGAAAGGUGAAUUUGUGCUAAAUUCCAUCAUGCAGAAAAACAAUGAGAAGUCUGAGAAGAAACUUCCGGACUCGCCCAUAAAGGUGACAACCCGUACGAACAAGGGCGACGGUUCUCUUCUCGACAUUGACAUUUCUUCCAUCGUGAAAAGAAAGUCACUCAGUAAUGAUUUGGCUGCUGAAUUGAAUCGCGCCUCCACGCUCAGAGAAACUCUCUUGGGCGAGCGCGUGUACAAAGAAAGCGAUCACACCGUGAUAGAAAUCUCAAGCGUUCAAUACUCGGAAUUGUUGGAAGAGAUUAGAUCGCUCAAGGAUGCCAACAAAUCAAUGACUCUCUAUAUUCAAAAGAUUCUCAAUCGUAUUAUGGAAGCAAAAGGGUUUGAGGAGCUUUUAUCCACGGAAUGGUCGGCGAGAAGCAUUUGUUCAAGUCCCACCUCUCCCACAACAGGCCAAUUUCCAUUCUCGGAAAAUGCGAAUACCAAGAAAAUGGGACGUCGCAAAACAGUUUCUGGUGCAACUCCAUUCACAGGACAUUUCCGUAGUAACUCCCAACCUGCAAGCAAUUUCACACCCCCAAGCAAUAAGAUAAUAUCUGAGGAACCAGAGACACCUGGUGAUAAGAAGGAUGGUGAAGGCGAUGGCGAUAAGACUUCUCUUUCAGUUGAUCCACUCAAGAAACCUGCCCAACGCAGAGCCUCUGUUUCCACUUCUAGGAAACGUCUUAGUAGCCUCUUCAGUUGGGGCACUAGAGAAGAGAAGAAAGAAGAAGAUCCCAAUAUAAAACCAUUGCUCCUCGUGCAAGAGAACCAGAUAGCAGAUUAA
This is a messenger RNA of Acaulospora morrowiae, 1656 nucleotides long. The record is from the annotation of a GenBank genome assembly. NCBI's taxonomy places the organism in Eukaryota, Fungi, Glomeromycota, Glomeromycetes, Diversisporales, Acaulosporaceae.